Molecule: messenger RNA, 699 nt
Organism: Papilio machaon (common yellow swallowtail)
Lineage: Eukaryota; Metazoa; Arthropoda; Insecta; Lepidoptera; Papilionidae
Gene: MED22
Product: mediator of RNA polymerase II transcription subunit 22
Exons: 3
Coding region: 260-676 (138 amino acids)
Biological process (GO): regulation of transcription by RNA polymerase II
Cellular component (GO): mediator complex
Molecular function (GO): transcription coregulator activity
Source: RefSeq, a predicted model, not a curated record
CAAUGUCAUUUUAUUAAUGGUGGCUUUGGUUGUUUAUUUAUUUUGUUAGAUACUUCGUAAAAGUACAACAGCUAAAAACAGGAAUAGAGAAUAAAACAUUUAUAGUAAGCCAAUACUUCUAUUUAAUACUAAGCCAAUGAAUAUUGAACGAUUAACGAAUUCGAUGAGAAAUCGCUAAUUUUAUCAGAAUCAAGUGUACUAUUUUUAACCGAAAUUAUCUUCAGCUUUAAAUUCUUUGUAAUAAGACUGAGAUAGUAAAAUGCACAGAAAUCUGCCACAAAAUAAAGAAGCUCUUCUGAAAUCUUAUACGACUCGACUAAAGGAGGAUGUCAAAAGUAUGCUGGAAAAUUUUGAAGAAAUAAUUAAGCUUGCCAAAGGUGAAAAUGAUUCACAGCUAAAUAGGAUGACACAAAUUGAACAAGACACUUUUGAAAUGCAAGUCAGAGCAGCAAAUAUUGUGAGAGCAGGUGAAUCCUUGAUGAAGCUAGUCUCGGACAUCAAGCAAUAUUUAAUAUUAAAUGAUUUUCCAUCAGUGAAUGAAGCAAUCACACAAAAUUCUAAACUCUUUCGGACAAAACAACAAGAAUGUGAUCAAAAAUUAAUGUCAUUAAGAGAUGAUAUAGCGGCUGAUUUGUAUGAUUUAGAAGAUGAAUACUUUACAAGUAUAUACAAGUAGAUAAAAAAACUUUACAUUUUUAA